Molecule: messenger RNA, 981 nt
Organism: Peronospora matthiolae
Lineage: Eukaryota; Oomycota; Peronosporomycetes; Peronosporales; Peronosporaceae
Source: the annotation of a GenBank genome assembly
AUGGUUGUCGAUAAGACGCUGAUGCGCAACCUGGAAAACGUUCUCUCGACUCAAACGAUCGAGUCCGCGAGCUCGAACAUGCGUGAAGAGCAGCCGCAGGAUAGUGACAAUUGCAUCAAGUGCGUGACCCCGGCACCGCCGUCUUUCAACAAGUUGCUCACUGAAGCGGUUUCCAAGGAGGAUGCUGCGCACAAGAUCCAGAUAUUCCUGCGGUAUCACCUCAAGCUGCGACAAUGCAGCUGCACAUCAACCGAGCACACAACUUCGACCACGUCUUCAAUGGACGCACUGUCCGUGCCGCAAGAGUUGGACGAGGACCAUUUGCAGUACGAGAUCCUGCUCUGGUACGGCUCAAGUCUUGGCUCUCUUGGCUUCAUUUCGUGUGGAAUCACGGGCUACCCAUGUGUUGAAGUGGCCGAGGGCAACGACUCAUUGCCUGGGAUGUGGAACCUCCGUGAAGGUGAUUACCUCAUUGCUAUCAACGAGCGCAGCACGAAACGCAACGCUGUGCCGUUCAAAGCGGUCAUGCAGAUUCUCGAUAGCGGCGUGAGGCCGGCCGUGCUGAGGUUCCGAAGACCUGCUUCGCACGAGUUACAGAGCCUUACGACGAGACCGCGACGGCUUUCCUCGAUCACACGCACAGAUCUACAAAAAAGUCGAGAGCGACUCGAGCGGUCCUUGAGCUACGUCAUUUGGAGAGAAGAGGAUGGGCCGCUUGGAAUGAGCUUGAAACCUGAAAACGGCAAGUCCUACCCAGUUGUCACGGCCAUGAACGAGUCCGGCGUAGCAGGUCGCGGUGGCACUGGAAAGUACGGCAUAGUGAGUGUGGGCGAUCAGCUGUUGACGAUCAACCACCACGACGUUUUCCGCUUGGGGUUCAAGAAGAUGUGCCAAGUCAUGCAAUUUGCUCCAAAACCGCUGGUGCUCACGUUCCGACGCACGUCACCGGCAUGCACGGAGCCUCGUUCUCUCGACUUGUAA